UAACCAAACCCACUCUCUCAGUCGGCGUCUGGAGCUGCCUGCCUUUGCCCUCACCUUCCUGCGUGUCCCGGCGUUUUAAAACCCAAACACAAGAGAGAGGAAGACUACACUGCAUGCACAUGGGAGAAGGCGAGGUUUUUUUCAUUCCCGCACGUCGCACGAUGGCUUAUAUAUGAGGAGGACACUUUGGGAUGCGGACAUAAACAAGCGUCUUCGCGGAGAGAAGCGCAUGAGAAAACACAACGCUGUCCGUCUUCUCUCCUACACCGAGAAGGACUCCUCCCCACCUCGGCCGUGACACCUCCGGUAAAUCGCAGAGAAAGGAUAAUAGUCUUUUUUUUUUUUUUUUUUUUACGCUGGAGACGAAAGACCGAGUCUAACAUCACCGUUCAUCUGCCAGCGACUGACUGACUGUAUGGCUUUAAAAAGUUGCCUGGAGAACAUGGACAUCUGACGUGCGCCACACGGCGUCAUUGGACACAUUGAGUCUCUCUCUCUCUCUCUCUCUCUCUCUCUCUCUCUCUCUCUCUCUCUCUCUCUCUCUCUCUCUCUCUCUCUUUUCUCCAUCACCUCUUGGACAGACUAAUCCCCUUGCGCUUUGGGUUUUGGAGUAAGAAGAAGUGUUCAGCAGUUGUCAUUUGCCCUGACACAGGCUACAUCCAGUAGCUCCCCGCAUAAGGGGGACAUUAUCACACUGCCUGUUGUGCUGCGCAUUUGUGUGUGUGCGUGCGUUGAUCUCACUGUUUGUGCAUUAGUGGGGGAAAAUAUUUUUUUUUGCCAGCCCACGACGGAUUAGUCCGAGCUGACAUCCUGCAUGAAAUAAAGCAUAUGAUUCAUCCGGACCCUCGACCCGCACCGGAGAGAAAACACUGCGACGCGUUGGUUUUGUAACUUUAAAUUUCCUUCAACCUGAACAAGUGUCAUCUCAAGUGUCCCCCCCCACCCCCCACCCCAUUGAAUGGUCUCGCUAUUGCCUUCGCCCUUUUUCUAUGUUGUGCGCGUUUGUUUAGCAUUGACAACCUUGCGCCAGAAACACACGGCCACAUGUGAAUGAGACUCAUCACCUGUCCCGGUUGAAGCGCCCCGUACAACUCGACCGACUGACCCAACACUGAAGAGGAAUACGUGCCGAAGUUUCGCUGUAGUGAUGCUGCAAAUGGAAAUGGUCCUCUUCGUCUGCCUGGUGCUGUUGAUGUGUGUAUUUAGCCAGGAGCCCAGUUCCAAAGUGGUGGCCGACCGCUACGCCGUCUUCUGGAACCGGACCAACGCCAAGUUCCAUCGUGGGGACUACCACAUUGACGUGUGCAUAAACGACUACCUGGAUGUCUAUUGCCCUCACUAUGAAGACACGGUGCUCGAGGAGCGGACGGAGCGCUAUGUCCUCUAUAUGGUUAACUACGAUGGCUACAGCACGUGCGACCACACCGCCAAGGGCUUCAAGCGCUGGGAAUGCAACAGGCCGCACUCCCCGAACGGGCCACUCAAGUUUUCAGAGAAGUUUCAGCUCUUCACUCCCUUCUCCUUGGGCUUCGAGUUCAGACCAGGCAGAGAAUACUACUACAUCUCCUCCACCAUUGCUGAGAACGGGAGAAAAACAUGCCUGAAGCUCAAAGUUUUCGUCCGACCAUCAAACAGCUGUGUGAAAACUAUAGGCGUACAUGACCGCGUUUUUGAUGUAAACGACAAAGUAGACAAUACAUUAGAACCACGAGACGAUACCAGCCACGAACCGGCUGAGCCUUCCCGAAGUGACGAAACAAACGCUGCGCCGCACCUGCAGAAAACAUGUCCACUCCUGGCUUUGUUGCUGGUCUGCCUACCAACACUCUUCACUUUAUAGCGCCUCCCUCUGUCCCAGAGGGCAUUAACACCUAGCGUGGCCUGAAUCUGCCCAAGGCUGCAGGGAAAGGGGCGGGAUUUGGGUGGAGCGUGUUUGCUUGAUUGGGGAUCAGAGCAGGAACCCUCUAUUUUUUUCAGAAAUAUAUUUAAGUGGUCUUUCUCCGUCUGUGAGUAAAAAAAAGUUGAUGUUGGAAGUGGGAGAGAUAGUUCCCCCUCUUCAACCUUCAACUCAGAUGCCAAAUCCCGUUUUUUGACACUUAGUGAUUCUUAUUUUCCCGUGACUUUUUUGUGACAUCCCUUUACAUCAUGUUUAUGUCAUUGCAGCACAGAUGUUUACCCACACACACAUAGACAUAUACAGCACAUACACAUGCUUAGAGAGUCAAACGCAAAAAUCUACACAGUCAAUAGCAGUAGGGUUUUAGUUGUAUACAGUAGCAGCAUUACACAGUAGGAAAGUGAAGAUUCUAGGACUUAGAAAGGACUGUAUACACAAGUAAACAGUUGUCCCGAGACCUCUCAAGAAGCCUUUCAGAAAAUAUUUAGAUUAGUUCUGCUGGGUCACAGGAAAGCAUGUUGUUGCGCCUCUAUUUUACUGCCAAGUGCAGUAUAAAUCUGAAAGAUGGAAAGAAGGAAAAGAAGACGGUUUAAAGCAGAGGUUAAACUAGAAACUACAGCACUGAGAAAUACAUACAUAGCAUGCACCUUAGCCAGCCUUUCCUGGUUUUAAAAAUAGUGUCCAAUCUUCUCUCGAAUACAGAGUGUGUGCAUUAGGUGGAUAAGCUACUUAGAGCUUGAGUGAGUGGGUGUAAAACCCAUGGAACCAUGAGGCAACUUUUUCUUGUCCUCCUUUGUGUAAAGCACGCCGACCUGCUCAAUAAAACACCAUUUGGCUUUUGGUUCACUCCAUCUCACAAAACAGCUAAAUUGAAACUUUCUCUCCAGACACUUUGUGGACUGCUAUUAAGAUCGAGGAUCGAUAUCUUUUGAAAGUUGAUCACACAAUUUCACGGCAAGAGUCACAGUUAUUUUAUGCAAUGUUUACUGAGCUGGGCAGCAAUUGUUCUCUCUCUUCCAUUUGAGUAUUAGUCGAUAUUAACACGCCCAUAAACAUUUGCAUCCACAGCUUUUUUUUCUCUGAUUCUGAUUGUUUUAAAAUGAUUCACAGCUAAAUUGGACACUUUUUUUCUAAACCAUUAAGUUAUUUUACUUUGCCACUAGUGUCAAAUAUUGAAGACACUGUAAACUAUGUAUUUUUGUAUUGUCUGAAAUCCACUUAAAUGAGAGAGGUCAUGGGAAAGUGUUUGAAAAGACACUUCACAUAACCACAGCUUUGACCAGCUCAUCAAAAAUUAGUUAGCCGGUUUUCACAUUCAGUUUUAUUGAAGCAGUUAGCGCAGCAUUUACAGGACUGAUGCCUAGCUCCAAUUAGUUGAAAACACAUUGUGUGAUCAGAGAAACUAUCAGUUUAAUUCAAGGCAAUGCACAGCUCUAUUUAGUCUAGCCAGGUUUAUGUUAGCACUUACAUUCAAAUGAAUUUACUGUGUUAUAAUGAUAUUCCGUUUCCUUCAGCUCCCACAGAUGCACAUGGCGAGUUAGCAUAAUGAAAGCUAUUAUCUCUUUUUUCAAACGGAAGGGACUUGUUUCUUUGCUUUCUAAGAAGUAUGGACAGAGAAAUUAACUCUGCUGAAGCCAACUUCCUUUCAGAGUCAGGUUUUUGUAUGAGAAAUAGGGCACCAAUUGGUUUGGAAAGACAGAUAGAAAGAGAGAAGUAGAGCAGGAAAAAGGAAGAGCACAGGAGCAAUUGCAUGUCCACCUUCAGCUCCUAGUGUUACUGGUUUAAGUGACUCUUUAAUGAGGUUCAAAAUGACAGGCAUGUGGACCCCAUGUUGUGGCAAGGGGAGUUAUUUCUGGUAUUAAAAAUAGAUGGUGGAAGGCUUGGGGGGUCUCGGGAGGGGGGUGUAGAUUUCCACCAUGGGGGGUUUUAAAGCACCAAUGACCUUGCAGUUUGAGAGAAUUGGUGAGUGAAGGAGAGAAUUAAAGAGAGAGACAGACAUACGAAGAGAUAGAAAAGACAUGGGAGGUAGCGGAAGGUAGUGUGACUAGAGUGCCUAACAAAACAAAACAAAACAAAACAAGACAACCUUAAAAUCCACACAACACUACUGGAAAAAAAACCCUACCUGAUUCAAUGACAAACUUACUGUUCAGUGUCAUUUUGUUAUUACCGUUUCAUUUUUAUGGCUGCCUUUUUUUCUGCUUUUUUUACCCCCGGAAAGACUGCCUUUGCCUUUAGCCAUUUGUUUUUUUUGCUCUAUGGUAACAAUGCUAUUACAGUGGAAUAGCAGCUCAGCUAUGGGGGGUAAAAGGAGACGAGGCCAUUUAAUGAGGUACUAAUUUUCAGGAGAACACCACAGGGAAUGAGCACCGCAUAAGAUUCAAAAUGGACGCUUGUCAGCAGAUUAACACUAGACUUUUAUCAGAAACCAGCUUCAAUUGUACUCUCUUAUAGUUACCAAUACUACUAUUUGUCAUUAUUGCUAUUAUUACCAUGGUUUAUUCUGUACACACAUUAACCUGGGAAAUGAGGAUCAACUUAUAAACUGGAUACUGUGUAUCCUGAGGUAGUCGACCAUAAAACAAUGUAGUGUUAGGUUAGUAUCUGUUUUGUACCUUUCUGGAGGACAAAAGAAAAAAAUGAGAUACAUCAUUGUUAAAACUGUAUAAUUAUUAUUAUUGUUAUGAUGAUGAUGAUUAUGACUAUUAUUAUUAGGAAAACUUCUUGAUGUAAAUAGUGUUUGAUAUUAAAGUAUUAAUUUGGUUCUUAUGUCUUUUCUAAAAAAUGAAUACGGUAUUAUCUCUGGGUUUUGCGGAGUGUGUACUGUCCUCAAACAAUGCAUUGUGUGCUUUGAUCCUCAAUGCCUAAUGAAACUUUGAGCUAAUAUGAAGGGGAAACCUGUGGGAGCUGUACAUCAGUGUACAGAAGGCUGGACAUUAGCCAAAUGAGUGGCUCACCUGUUACAUGUUUCAAACCAGUCACCAACCUUCACCAUCUCUUCACAUAAGGAUCCUGCCUUGGAAAGAAACACUUGGGUCUUAAUGGACGGCUUAUUUGUACUUUUUUGCCUUCAGUGUUCGAAAGCAUGUUGGUCAGCUCCAAGAUCUGCCAUAAGUGGACUGUUUGCUUUUUAAUGGAAGGAUCUUGCCAGUUUCAUUAUGUGGCAUGCGCAUGAACUUAAUGACAUGUAAAAAAAAAAAAAAAAAAAAAAAGAACAAAAAAAAGUUUUAAAAAGAUAGUUUUUCUUUUGCUCUUAUUUUCUUUUUCUUUAAGACGUGUUAGAUUUUUCUGAUCACUUUCAUGUUGUGUGUUUUUUGCAUCCCCAUUUGAGUGACGUCAUUAAGCUGUGUAGUGACAGAUGACAAAUGUACAUAACACAAACCAUUGUUGUGAAGUUACAGUGGGGGGGCCAGUCAUUUUGUAGUUCAAAAGCAACUUUUUUUUUCUCUAAGAAUGACUCUUUCUGUACCCAUCUACUGAAUUCAUCCCAUGUAGUUGCAGUCUGUCUCUUCUGACUAUUCAUCCUUUUUCUGCUCUCCCGAGAGGAGGUUUUUGGGAGUGUAUACAUCAGUGUGUGGACGUUUUUCAGUGUGAAAAAAUGUGUGAGACCUUUGAGUUUGUGUGUGUGCGUGUCUCAUUUGCUGUUGCCGCAGUGAAUGGGAAGCGGCAACCCUCUUUGGCAACGAAGAGUGUUUCCCAUGCCUUAGCCCUUCAGCCUCUGCCCUGGCAGCCCCGUCUGUGUACAAGACGCUUUCUGCCAUUGUGCUUUUACACGAAACGGCUGCUGGCGUCGAAGAGACUACAACAGGGGCCCUUCACUUUCUCUCCCUUUUUAACAACCCUGACUCACUUGUCCCCACGGUAGAGGUUGGUCCUGGGCACAGUUCAAGGGUUAGUGCGCCCCCUCCACCAAAUCCUGAACUGGAUUGUUAGCGGGGUAGAGGCUAUCAUCAAUCCAGGUUCUGUGCGUACGGGGCCAAAGCCUCUUCGUCAGCUCCCGCUCUUGCUGAAGAGCCACUUGUUCAUUUUUGUGCACCUGUCCUGUCCCAUUCUUCUCGUGCUUGUAUAACCUCCACCACACCACCUGCUGUCCUUCUUCCCUCACCUUUGAACCCCGCGCUCCCACUUUGCCAUCAGUGGGGAAUAUUUCCAACCUGCUCUUUUACAGUAUAUAAACAACAACAAAAAAAUGGACAAAAAAGUAUCUGUAUUUGUAUAUACACGUGUCUGAGCAACUAUGAGUAAUACAAUAAAAUGGAAAUACAUUGCUUUGA
This is a messenger RNA of Dicentrarchus labrax (European seabass), 6171 nucleotides long. It is a transcript of the gene efna5b, whose product is annotated as ephrin-A5b. The transcript has 5 exons. Gene Ontology annotation, biological process: regulation of cell-cell adhesion; axon guidance; ephrin receptor signaling pathway. Gene Ontology annotation, molecular function: ephrin receptor binding. Gene Ontology annotation, cellular component: plasma membrane; external side of plasma membrane. The record is from RefSeq and is a predicted model, not a curated record. Lineage: Eukaryota; Metazoa; Chordata; Actinopteri; Moronidae. The coding region runs from base 1148 to 1840 and encodes 230 amino acids.